Molecule: messenger RNA, 684 nt
Organism: Stylonychia lemnae
Lineage: Eukaryota; Ciliophora; Spirotrichea; Sporadotrichida; Oxytrichidae
Source: the annotation of a GenBank genome assembly
AUGGGAGUCCACGCCAGUGAAGAAGAAGGCGGUGAACUCCAUCAAUCUGAUAGAUCAAAGAAACUAGAUGCAGCCCUUUUCGAAGAAUUAGUAAUGGAUCCAAAGACUAACAGACUUAUCAAUGGUCCAUGGAUGAUCAAAUUUUACGCCCCAUGGUGCGGUCACUGUAAGAGACUAGCUCCAAUUUGGGAUGAUUUUGCUGAUAGAUAUGGAGAUCAGAUUAAUGUUGCUACUAUUGACUGUGAUAGAAGUGAGGCCUCAAGUGUCUGCAGUCAAUUCGAUGUCAGUGGAUAUCCAACAGUCCUACUUCUAAAAGGAAGAUUCUUCUAUAAAUAUAGAGGUGAUAGGUCAGUAGAGGCUCUAGGGGCAUUUGCACUUGACGGUUAAUACGAAGAUGCAGAGAAAGAAGAUCUCCCAAGAAAGAUGGAGGGAUUCGAACUCUAUCAAAAGUAGUUCCAAAAGUUCAUUAACCAACUAUCAAGAUCAGUAAUCAUUAUGUUUGAUAAGAUCGGAUUCGGUGGCCUUCCUCAUGGAGUUAUGUACGGCAUUGCUGCAUCAACAUUCAUUAUCCCAAUCGUUUUGAUGUGCUGGGUUAUUUGCUGCAUGAAGGAUGAUUACGUCGAUGUUGAAGAGAAGAAAGAAGAGAAAAAGCCAUCAAGCAGCAGAAGAGAAAAGAUUGAUUGA